GUAAACCGGAAGUGGUGGUAAUCGGUAGCUACAGCUAACUGAGCUAACGCGUCUGAUCAGCUGACAACAGACGGAGCUGAUUAUCGAUCUGGAUUGAUCAGGACUGGAUUCUGUGUUAUAAACGGAGCAGGCGGCCCGGUUCAGCUCGUUGGAUUAACUUGGGCUGUCUGUAUAAACAGAACAAUAAAAUUUUAAGCAAUGACGUCAGAGGAGCAGACCGUCUCACUGGUUGAUGUUUUGGAGGAGGAUGAGGAGCUGGAGGAGGAAGCGUCAGCUGUGUUGGCAGGGAGUGACUCCGACCACUGCUCAUACCCACAGGGUUACGUGAAGCGUCAGGCUCUGUAUGCCUGUAACACCUGUACACCAAAGGGAGGUCAGGCUGCAGGCGUCUGUCUGGCCUGUUCAUACAAAUGUCAUGAAGGUCAUGACCUCUUUGAGCUCUACACCAAGAGGAAUUUCCGAUGUGACUGUGGGAACAAGAAGUUCACUGAUCUGCAGUGUAAGCUCUGUCCGGAGAAAGAGGAGGAGAACACCGGGAACAAAUACAGCCAUAACUUCUUUGGAGUGUACUGCACCUGCAGCCGGCCCUAUCCAGACCCAGACGACCAGGUGGAGGACGAGAUGAUUCAGUGUGUGAUCUGUGAGGACUGGCUUCAUGGCAGGCACUUGGGUUGUGUGGUUCCGGACUGUGUGGAGCUCCAGGAGAUGAUCUGUGAGUCCUGUAUGAACCAGCAUGUUUUCCUCUGGACAUACGCUGCACACCUGGCAGUUCCAGGUGUGUCAGAGGCAGAGGUGAAAGAGGAGAAAGGAACCUCAGACCAGGAAGUGGCCACCGCCAUCAAAAAGGACGAGGAGUCGGAUGCCGACGUGGAGCCGAGCUGUAAACGCAGCCGGCAGGAGGCAGAGCCAGACUGCAGACUGAAGGAGCUAGAGGCCAUUGCUCAGAAAAGAGUCCAAUCAGGAGCUGUGUUCUGGCCGUCAGGAUGGAGGUCCAAACUGUGCUCCUGCAGCAGCUGCCAGACGUCUCUGCGUGAAUCAGGACUGUCCUUCCUACUGGAUGAGUCGGACACCGUUCUCGCUUAUGAGAACAAAGGAAAGAACAACGAACAGAGACAACAAGGGAACGACCCUCUGAUGUCUGCACUGGAUAAUCUGAACCGAGUGCAGCAGCUCGAGAUCAUCCACGAAUACAACGACAUGAAAACAGAGCUGAAGGACUUCCUGCACAGAUUCGCAGCAGAGGGAAAGGUGGUGACCCCCGAGGACAUCCGUCAGUUCUUCGAGCAGCAGCAGAGUCGUAAGAGGGGAAGGGUCAACACCGGACAGUUCUACUGCACCUGAUGACCUCUGACCUCCUGGACUGACCCCAACCCUGACUUCUACCUUACUCUUCUUCUUUGUAUGUUUUUAACUUUGUGUCAUCUGUGUUUCUGCUUCAGGGGUCAGAGGUCCCAUGUUGUGUCCCUUUUUCAUGAAAACCAAUAAAGCUGAAUCUGAGCACAA
Messenger RNA from Sphaeramia orbicularis (orbiculate cardinalfish), 1503 nucleotides. It is a transcript of the gene ubr7, whose product is annotated as ubiquitin protein ligase E3 component n-recognin 7. The transcript has 12 exons. NCBI's taxonomy places the organism in Eukaryota, Metazoa, Chordata, Actinopteri, Kurtiformes, Apogonidae. Gene Ontology annotation, cellular component: cytoplasm. The record is from RefSeq and is a predicted model, not a curated record. Bases 199 to 1341 code for a protein of 380 amino acids. Gene Ontology annotation, molecular function: ubiquitin protein ligase activity; zinc ion binding.